AAAAAUUAAUACACUCGUUUGUGAGUGUCUGCUUCAAUAAUCGACUUUCUUAAAACAACUGAUUGUUCUUCAUGUGUAAUUGAGAUUUCUCGGCAAUCGCUGUUAUUAUUCUCUUGCAAAACUUCGACUUCAGAGUCAAUAUAGAGUCGGCAAUUUCAAAAUAGUUGUUCAUCGUUCCUCAAAGAAACAACUAAUCUACAAUUUCUUCCAACGAAAAGUGGUUAUCAAAUCGUCAUUUGAUCCGAAUUCAUACGAUUUCACCUACCAUUGGAUGAAUACGAACCAAAAGGAAGCUAUGGCGGCAGAGAAUCAAGUCAGCUCAACAGAAGUAAAGGCGAAUGGAGUUUGUAAAGGUUUAAUGUCUGAACAAAGAACUGAGCAAGAGGUUAUCAAUCUAUUGCAGAGCAAGUGUUCGAAGCAUAGGUAGAACUUGUUAAAAUGGAAAACACUUGGCAAACUGCAGAUUGAAAAUGUGUAAGAAUAAUAAGUACUUGUUUGAACUGUAAAGAUAAAUGUAAAUGAAAACUGGAAAACCAAAGUCUA
Messenger RNA from Arabidopsis thaliana (thale cress), 543 nucleotides. RefSeq lists its product as uncharacterized. NCBI's taxonomy places the organism in Eukaryota, Viridiplantae, Streptophyta, Magnoliopsida, Brassicales, Brassicaceae. The transcript is spliced from 3 exons. The record is from RefSeq and is marked reviewed. Bases 272 to 427 code for a protein of 51 amino acids.